This is a messenger RNA of Mesorhabditis spiculigera, 1461 nucleotides long. NCBI's taxonomy places the organism in Eukaryota, Metazoa, Nematoda, Chromadorea, Rhabditida, Rhabditidae. The record is from the annotation of a GenBank genome assembly.
AUGACCUCCCCAAGAAGUACAAUUUACCGCGGGUGUCUUACCGGAAUCCCCUCUAUGGAUGUGGCAGCUGUCGCCUGGCACAUGUCCAGCAGCCGGAUGGCCCCCCGACCGUCGCACGCGGCAGGGGAGUUGCCGCGGGCGUUGAUCGCCAUCGAUCGCACACCGCCCAGGCCGCCACUUGCUUGUCGCCCGGCUUUUGGAGGCCCCGCGCUACAUCAGGACCCUGGACGACUCGCCUCAAUUUCCGUUGGAGACUGUAUGGCAGAUUUUUACUAUGCGGAAGAGCAAACGUUUGCGGCCCCCGGGUCGCGGACGCAGACGGGCACCACCGGACCUACGAACAAGAUUUAUGGCAAGGGUCUAAAGGACGUCGACGACGGCGAUAUCGAGGGAAUGUUGUCAAAGCUGAGCGCCGCCGAAUUGGAGGAUUUGAACAACGAUUUUGAUCCUGAUAAUUCGAUGCUUCCACCCUCUCAAAGAUGCCAAGAACAAACCAGCAAGGUUCCAACUGGCCCCUACAAGCGUGAGCGCCUGAUGCAAUUCCUGGAAGAUACAGCAAAAAAUGAAAAAGAUUGGGAUGAAACUGUCCCUUAUCAAAAGGGUGUUGUUCGAGGAACACAAUUCGUUGAUGAGAAUGCUGGGGCGUCGAAGGGUAUCGGGAUGGAGAUGCCAAUUGAGUUCGAUCUAGCCACACCAGAUGACGACGAAUUGAGCGUCGAGGAUGAGGAGAUUGUCAUCGAGAGAGCGCUCAAAAAGGCCCCGGAAAAUGAUCUGGUCGAUUUGGCGGGGAUUCUUGGCAUGCACUCGGUGCUCAACCAGCCCCAAUUCUACAAUGCCCUCAAAGGGAAAGGACAGGAUGAAAAUUCAGGGACAACAUUCAGCAUCCCUAUUCCCUCAUACCAGCCAAAGGUCUACCCAGAUGAACCUGAAAAUGAAACCAACGUUGACGAAUGCAUUAGUCGCCUACACGAUAACGACAGCUCAUUGAAGACUGUUAACAUCAAUAAUAUGAAACGGGUAUCGAAGGAGAAAAUUCGACAAUUGAUUGACGCUGCUAGCAAUUCAAAACACAUCGAAAGCCUCAGCCUGUCAAACACUGCUAUUGCCGAUACGGAGGCUCGGUGCAUAGAGAAGAUGCUCGAAAACUCGCCGUCACUCAAGGUGCUCAACGUCGAAUCGAAUUUCAUUACCCCGGAAAUGCUGGCUAGGCUUCUGAAAGCAACGCUGAAGACGCAAUCCGUCAUCGAAUUCCACGCCGAGAAUCAGAGACAAGGCGUAUUGGGCAUCCAAAUUGAAAUGGACAUGAUGAUGACGAUCGAAGAGAACGAGAGCCUGCUCCGAGUCGGUGUUGCGUUCCAGUCAAUGGAAGCCAGGCAUCGUGUCUCAGAAGCACUCGAGAGGAAUUAUGAACGAUUGCGCGUCCGACGGCGAGAGAACAACGAUCCCUCAGCAACGUCGAAG